Molecule: messenger RNA, 1881 nt
Organism: Adineta ricciae
Lineage: Eukaryota; Metazoa; Rotifera; Eurotatoria; Adinetida; Adinetidae
Source: the annotation of a GenBank genome assembly
AUGUCUACGACUGAUUGUAAUCUUCCACUUCCUAUAAAAACUUUUCUCGAACCAAACGAGAUAUGGACUCUUCCUCAGCAUCGUUUAAAAGCACGUCGAACAAAUUUGAUUCCGACGAUUUGCUUCUACAAUGGUUCAUUCGCACCAAUCCAUGCUGGUCAUGUCAAUGUAUUACAGUCAGCGAAACAAUAUAUUGAUAGUUUAGGAACACAUGAAUUGCUCGCUGCGUACAUGUCUCCGUCACAUUCCGAAUAUCUUGCAGCAAAAUUAAAUUCAACUGAAUUUCUGAGUAUCGGGCAUCGCCUAGCUAUGAUUCAUCUAGCAGUGGAAAAUCUCGAUUGGGUGAUGGUAGAUCUGUAUGAAACUUUUCAGACACGCGCAACUCGUUUAGGUAUUAUCAUGGAUGGGUUUAUGAAACGUGUUCGUUCACAAUUGCCUGAUGGAAAUGAAAUUGAUGUAUUUUGGUUAAAAGGUGAAGAUGCUCUGCGUUUUCCUCCUAUGGAAAUAGCAACUCGGUUAGGAUUUCAACAUCUGUACGUUUUGAAUCGUAAUUCGAACGAGAAAACGGCCGGCUCUAAUCAAGAUAAACGAGAAAACCAAUGGCAAAAAAAGUGGACAUGCUCAUCGUUUCCCGAACGAUUUCAUUUAUUUAAAGCAACUGACCUGAACCUCUCGUCGACUGCAAUUCGAAGAUGUGCUAGCGAAGCUUCGGUAACACAUGAACAACUUCAACUAUGUACUCAUCUAGAUAAUAUUACAUCGUAUAUCUUACGGCAUCAUUUGUGGUGCAGCCGAAAGGAUGCAAUGCCUUUGGAUGUAUCGUCUGCGCCUGUAUUUUCGUACAAAAUCGAAGAUCUUACACCCGAAUCUCUCUCUGAAAUGGUUUCGAAAUCAUCAAACGUACCCGUCGAAAUAGUUUCCUACGAAUCAGAGAGGAUUGGCGAAGGAAAAGGCUGGGGUGGGCCUAUUUAUCGUCUUUUUAAUAUUCAAUACUCGUCAGUUCUCGACAAUAGCUUACCAUCAUCGAUGAUACUGAAAUUAUCGACUGGUAUCUGGAAUGGACAUGUUGCCUCAUCGGAACCAGAAUUCUACUUGAAUUUAGCACCUCGUAUCUCUCAUAUUCAAGUUCCACGAUUCUACUAUGCCGCGCGAAGUGCUGACAAUCCAAAUGCAAGUCUUCUUUUACUCGAAGAUCUCUCGAUGACUCACAAGGCAAUAGUUCAACGGCUACGAUUCGAUGAUAGAACUCUAUGUCUUCUUGUAGCGACAAUUGCUACUCUCCAUGCCGAAUUCUUCGAACAUCCAAUACUAUUGACCGAUGCGUUCGCAUGGCUGCCGUCAUUAAAUUCGGUAGUGAACUACUACCAACCGAAAUACACGCAGCGAAUCAAUAGUAAACCGUAUCAACGUUUACUAGAAAGAAAGCUCUCGUCCAAAGCAGUAGCAUACGCCAAUGGACUUUCGACAUAUAUACCAUAUCUUUUCCAAGCACUCAGUAGCGAACGGUUUAGUCUUGCUCACGGAGAUUUCUGGAAAAAUAACGUACUACUGCAAGAUGAUCAUCCACAUCGUUUAGUACUGCUCGAUUGGCAAACAUGUUGUCGGGCGAACGGCUUAUUAGAUGUUGCAUACUUCCUCCGACUGCUUGGUAGUGAACAAGCUCGUUCACUUGAACCGCAGUUGCUUGAAAUUUAUCAUCAGACUCUGAUAAAAUAUGGAAUUUCACGAUACAGUCUAGCGGACAUUCGUAAAGAUUAUUAUUCACUUGCCCUUCCGUACAUGUUUGUAUUUUUCGUCUGUUGGGAUGCUAACAGGCGAGAUAAGAUGAGUCAAACAGCGUUUAUUUUGGAAGAUAUUAUUAACUACAGCGGAAAACCAUAA